Molecule: messenger RNA, 567 nt
Organism: Effrenium voratum
Lineage: Eukaryota; Dinophyceae; Suessiales; Symbiodiniaceae
Source: the annotation of a GenBank genome assembly
GCUCGCGGUUCCUCACUAUCGUCGUGCGGGAAGCUGAGAACAAGGACUUUGGGGAACUGUACCAGCUGUACUACUUCCUGUGGCAGAAGGUUCUGUACAACAACUUUUCAAGCUCGGGUCAGAUUGCGGUCUUUUGCAACCUUUGGCUCGAAGAGGCGAUUGAGGUUCAGAAUGUGGCCAAGCAAGCAGGCAUGAUCCCCAGCGCCGCAUUGAAAAAUGUAAUUUACCGGGGCGAGACUGUUACCGCACCUCUCACGGGCAACAAGCGGGACAGGCGCCCUUUUCACUACAUCACCAUCGCGGAGCGUCUUCCCAUGCAGGUGGUGCCAAAGAUUGUAACCCACGAGGAGGACUACACUGGACGCUAUCAAAAUAUGUGGACGAUGUGCGGAGCGGCCAAGCAGUGCGAGAUGGACGGCAUGCUUCGUGAAACGGAUUGUGACUCAGCCUCCUUGAGCAGCGUGAGCGACAGUGAUGACGAGUGAGCAGCUGUGCCUUGAUGGUCAGCAACGCGGCCCUUUUCCUUUUCCGAGCCAGCAUGUGACGCGAAUUGUUCUGUCCUUUGCA